AUGUCCGAGUCGGUUUUGCAAUCGGAGACCGAAAUACGUGAUUCAACUUCAGACAUGAAGCGAGGAAAAAUGGAUGGAGGUGAUGAAGACAAGAGAACUGAGAGACGGUCGCGAUCACCGAAGCGCGAUGAUUCCAGGGCAUCUAGUUACAGAUCUCGAAGAACUGAAGACGGCGAAAUUCGAACUUCGUCUCGAUCUGAAAGAAUG
This is a messenger RNA of Notodromas monacha, 207 nucleotides long. NCBI's taxonomy places the organism in Eukaryota, Metazoa, Arthropoda, Ostracoda, Podocopida, Cyprididae. The record is from the annotation of a GenBank genome assembly.